AUGAAGAAAUUGAUAUUCAAUCUAUUUGGUGGUAGAUCAAAUCUCCACGUAAAUAGGUUGGAUUAUGAUAUUGAUUAUAUCCCAGAGUUUCUAACAUCAUCUGCUGAUUUGAAACUCCGAGUGAAUUUCUUGAAUCCAACCGAUCAUCAAUGCUUUGAAGCAGCACUUCCUCUGCUCGAUCCUGACAGUUUUCCCCUCAAGACCCUUAGAACUACAGUAACGGGUCGUGUAACUCAUGAGCACCCAGUUCUUAUGUCAGCUGAGACCCUAAUCUUAUUGAUAGACCCACCCCACACAACUAUUCAGAUGAAUGACAUCAAGAAGCUUUCUAACAAGACACUGAUAGUCGACAGCUGUUAUAAUUCGACCCUAAGAUUUCAUAUGUUUGGAUUGGUCAAAUACCUGAAGACUGGUCAAAAACCUAUCGGCACCACUUAUAUAUUCUUAGCCUGCGGUGAUAAUGUCAAGAAUUUGCUGUUCAUAAUGGAGAUGGCAUUCAAAAAUUUCAAGAAUCCAUUGAAUGAUGUUCAGGAGAGAUUUAUCGCUGAUGCACCACGCUUCUCCAUUCCAAUUAAUACGGAUUCAAGGAUUCUUGCAUAUGGACGUCGUGACAGAGAGAAUGUAAAAGACCGAUGGAGUCUAGUGGUCAAAGUGGUCCCCGCUUCAAAAUGA
Molecule: messenger RNA, 672 nt
Organism: Caenorhabditis remanei
Lineage: Eukaryota; Metazoa; Nematoda; Chromadorea; Rhabditida; Rhabditidae
Exons: 2
Coding region: 1-672 (223 amino acids)
Source: RefSeq, a predicted model, not a curated record